This is a messenger RNA of Aedes albopictus (Asian tiger mosquito), 1137 nucleotides long. RefSeq lists its product as uncharacterized. The record is from RefSeq and is a predicted model, not a curated record. Bases 16 to 1056 code for a protein of 346 amino acids. The transcript has 2 exons. Lineage: Eukaryota; Metazoa; Arthropoda; Insecta; Diptera; Culicidae.
UGAUUUUCAUUGAAAAUGGAUAGUCCAAAUGACGUAUUCGAAGAUGAGGAAUAUUUGGAUUUAAACUUGGACCAAGACGAAGACCAGACGAACCACAGCGACGGUACUUUCGAAAGCGAUUCUACGGAUGCAAAAGAAGGAUCCUCCAAGUCUAUCUCUGACUACGUGUUUGUGUUCACGGGAGUAUUCUUCCGACGCUUGUACCGUGGCCAGCUACGACCAAGGGAGUUUGGUAGGCAAACUGUUGAAGGAGAUUCGGUUCCAGAAGUUUUGGAAUUUGUCUGGAAUGCGGCGAAAGCUCAAACUCAACGGCAAGUUGUGUUCGAUGACGAGGUGCCAAGAUGGGCCGAGAAACAAGAACCUGACCUGGAAGAUAUUGAGCUGUUUUUAACACUGUACGACGAGACCAAGAAGAAAACAUACGCGCCUUCGGCUUUGACCCCCCGUGUGCUUGCUACUUGGAGAGAUAAGAGCAUCAAGAUUUUUGCUUAUGUGUAUUCUACUACAGUUGAAACGGCUGCUCAGUAUCAGCUUGUUCUACGUCAGUUGCUUGAACCAACAUCGAAGGACCGUGCUGGAGCACAUUCCAUGCGUGAUGAUGCUGCACUUGCUCAAGCUCUCCGAGACACACAUCAGCAUCUUGAAGGUCACCAAAGCUCGUGGCUUCUCUGGGCAAAUCUGAUUCACUCCUCGCCUGCACAUACGCAUGAAAAGCUGAAAGCAGAAGAAGCACCUCCACUCCAGCUUUCGAAGUAUUUUCGAUGGACUGCGGUUUCUGAGCCAGUGAAAUUACAAUCAGCUCACAGAGGUUUGGCUGUUGCUCACACUGUUAACGAUAGUUGGAUGCGUGAACUUAUGGAGCUGAAGAGUGAUUUGGACCGCGCAUUUGAUCUUAUUCAAAGUGUUCGGCAGAGAGUGAACCUAAUGGCAGCCCGUGGGACAACGAGCACACAGAUAUUUGCAGCGAUGGAAGAUGCUGUUCGUCCCGAAGAAUCUGAGCUAAGUCGAGAACUAGCCGAAAAAGUGACUGAUUGCCAGGAUGUGGACCACGCAUAAAUUGUUUUGUUGAGAUAAUUAUCACAAGUAAGACGCAUAAUACUGUGAAUUUUAACACUUAUGUGGCCGGCAGGGUACCCG